Acipenser ruthenus (sterlet) is the source of this 4365-nucleotide messenger RNA. Its product is annotated as beta-2 adrenergic receptor. The record is from RefSeq and is a predicted model, not a curated record. Lineage: Eukaryota; Metazoa; Chordata; Actinopteri; Acipenseriformes; Acipenseridae. Gene Ontology annotation, biological process: adenylate cyclase-activating adrenergic receptor signaling pathway; positive regulation of heart contraction; norepinephrine-epinephrine-mediated vasodilation involved in regulation of systemic arterial blood pressure. Gene Ontology annotation, molecular function: beta1-adrenergic receptor activity; beta3-adrenergic receptor activity; norepinephrine binding. Gene Ontology annotation, cellular component: membrane. The coding region runs from base 742 to 2115 and encodes 457 amino acids. The transcript is spliced from 2 exons.
AAUCGGGGCAGCAGACAGUAGAGAACCUCUGUCUGCUGGAGUGCUAACAUUGAGAGGAGAGAGAGAGAGAGAACAGGGGUCAGGAGGGGAGGGAAAACUACUCUCUGGACUCUAUCAGUGCUGUUAUUUGCGCACGGACUCUGAUUCCAACUCUCCAGCGUUUAGGACUAAAGAGAACAAUUUGAGAAGGAGCAAGAGAAAUUGAAACUAGAAGGAUUUAUUAUUAUUAUUAUUUUAUCUGACAGUUGGAGGACUGCUUGACAUUUAAAAAUAAUAUUUUUUUUUUGAAAAGCAUCUGCCAAAAAAUGUUAUUAUAUUUGUAUUAUUUAAUGGGAAUGGGAAUUCGGACAGAUGAUCAAGUCUGGGGUUAAGUAAACGAACAUUUUUUUGUUUUUUGUUUUUUGUUUUGGUAAAGAAAAAAUUGAUUAGAAAGAAAAGAAACAUUUGGAAGAUUCUUUAAAGCACAUUUCAAAACAAACAAACCAAAAAAAAAUCCUUAGAUAAAAGCAUCUACAUUUUGUUGAGAGUGCGGACGAAGGUGUUUAUUAAGAAAAAUAAACAUGGAGAAAAAAACUUGCUUUUUAAAAAAAAAAACAGAUCCAAAAUAAUAAUAAUAAUGAUAAUUAAAAGAAUAAAAAGAUGAUUGCCCUGGGAGCUUUAAGAACACACAGGAAGACGGAAUAACACAACUAACCCCGAUGGGACUUAUAUACUUCUAAUUUUCAUUAAGAUAAAAAAAAAAUGUUCAGUGGUGAGAGCCAGACACCAAACGCCACCCCAACGGCGAUUACCAACACGUCCAGCGCUGGCAAGACUGACCCCAACUCUGAACUGCUGCGUCAGUCCCUCCUGACCACCAUGAUGACCUUUAUAGUCUUGAUAAUCAUUAUUGGCAACCUGCUGGUCAUCAUAGCCAUUGCCAAGACCUCUCGCCUGCAGACCAUCACCAACAUCUUCAUCACGUCUCUCGCCUGUGCCGACCUCAUCAUGGGGAUAAUGGUGGUGCCGCUGGGGGCUUCCUUGGUGGUGUCCCAGCACUGGCUGCUGGGGACCACAGCCUGUGAGCUGUGGACGUCGGUGGACGUCCUGUGCGUGACGGCCAGCAUUGAGACUCUGUGUGUGAUUGCGGUGGACCGCUACAUCGCCAUCACGGCGCCCCUGAGGUACAAGGUCCUGCUAAGCAAAGCACGCGCCCGGGUCAUCGUGUGUGUGAUCUGGGCCGUGUCUGCGCUCAUCUCCUUCCUGCCCAUCAUGAAUCACUACUGGCGCGACGAGGCGGACAAGGAGGCCCGGAUAUGCUACCAGGACCCCACCUGCUGCGACUUCGUCACCAACAUGACCUAUGCCAUCACCUCCUCCGUCGUCUCCUUCUACAUCCCCCUACUGGUCAUGAUCUUCGUCUACGCCCGCGUCUUUGUCAUCGCGUCCAAGCAGGUGCACCUGAUCGAGAAGAGCCGGGUGCGUUUCCAAGACAACCUGGGAGAUGGCUGGGGGGCCAACGUGGCCCCCGGGAAGCAUGCCAAGCGUCGGCCUUCCAGGCUGGCAGCCAUCAAAGAGCACAAGGCCCUCAAGACGCUGGGCCUCAUCAUGGGCAUCUUCACCCUGUGCUGGCUGCCCUUCUUCAUGGCCAACAUCAUCAAGGUCUUCGUCAAGGGCAUCAUCGACAAGCACGUCUUCCUGACGCUCAACUGGCUCGGAUACGUCAACUCCGGCUUGAACCCGAUCAUCUACUGCCGCAGCCCCGAUUUCCGCGCGGUCUUCAAGAAGCUGCUCCGCUGCCCUUGGGUUUCGGAGACGUGGCUGCGCGCCUUUUCCAAGGAGCUUCAGAUGCGGUGCCCCUGCCUCGCUGGGGACGCGGGAGGUAGCAAGGAUCCAGGGGGCCCUUACCAAACACGUGCUCCCAUCCCGCCGGGGCUGGAGGCGGAGGAGAGCGUGGCUAGCAGCCGGAGCAGCAGCCGCAGCGACCAGCACUCCCCCAGAGCCCCGUGUCCCAAUGGGAAUACACACUUCAGUGAAUUCGCUACGACGGAGACAGAAAUUUUCUGUUUACAGUCAGAAGAAGAUGGCCAAUCAGAAAUAGGCUGUCUGGAAGUGGACUGCAUUCCGGUUGGUUAACCUGAGGAACGCAUCAUCAUCAUCAUCAUCAUCAUCAUCAUCAAGGGACGGUGAUUGGCUGAUCAGACGAAACAGACGUUGGCGAUUGGCUGGACCUAGCUCCACCCCCCCUGAGAAGCAGCAGCAGCAGCAGUCACCCUGCGGAGAAGCUCUCCCAGUGCAUUGUGGGGUAGAUAUCGGAGCAGCUCUUGAUAGGGAUGCACACUGUCUGUCUGUCUGGUACUGAUAUGGUACCAUGGGAAUGGAUUACCAGCAGUGUGGAUUGUGUGUCCGUACUACAGUGACACUGUUAGUAUGUCAAACUGUGAAAAUGUUCUCAUUGACUAUUCUUCCAGCCUUAUCUUAUUGUAGCAUAGUGCAGGACCAUUGCACUGCCAUGGAAGAUCAUAUGGGAUUUGCCAUACAGAGAGUACUGUGGUACCAUUCUAUCAGUGGCAGCCUAGUUGCAUUGUAGUUGCCCUUGCGCUACCAUUGUCCCUCUGUACAAGACAAUUGCAUUGGUUCUCUCUGCACUAUCCCUGAAGAUACUUGUGUAAUGCAGCUGAAAGGAAACCCAGACACUAUGAUAUGAACUACCAUUGGCUGGGACUGAGGACUCAAAAGCUGCGCUGUUGUGACGGUGUGACUCUAAAGGACAGAACUCGCUCUCAGAGGACGCAUGAAACUCCAGUACAGAUGUGGUAAACCACCUGGAUUGAAAAAAAAAAAACGGAACUCCCUGAAAACGAUUUUACAUUCCUGUUGAAGUCCUGCUUUUUCGAAGCUGUCGCUGCAAACGUGCGGCGAGCACAAAGCAGCCGCGUGACACCUUUCUGUUCUUUUGCAAUUCUGAUUCCGUGCGAAGUAACAAGCAUUUCUGAGGGAGUGCGCCUUUUAAAUGAACCCUUUGUUGACAUGUUCAGGAAUAUUGUGCCUAACUUAUUAUUUUAAAAUCUUAGCUUUGCUUUUUUUGUAUUGAAUAUUGUAUGUCAGUAUUUAAAAUAAGGUAUGAAUAAUGUUGAUUUUUAUUUUGAUAUAGUGUUAGGGGUUAUCUUUAAAAAUGUGAGGUGGAGGCGAGUGGUGUGGGAAUCUAGUGAUAGCAGAAUCACAGCUGUAGUUGUGCUACCAUUGCCUCUUAGCCAGCACAGAAGCGUUGCCAAUGUGGGGGCCACUGGUGACCGGUCAUUGAAGAGCAUUUGAGGAGCUCCUCUAUGACUCCAUGUACACUGGGACAGUUUAAUCCAGUUCAGGCUUUUCAACUCAUGUCGCAAUGCAUUCUGGGAUGUUUUACCUGUCUCAGGUUCCUUUCACAGCAGGACUACACUUACCAGAAUGCAAUGGGGUUUAAAAAGCCUGAAUUGCCCUAAACUGUCCUGGGGGUCAUAUGAUAACCCUAACCCUGGACAAUGGCACGCAUUCUCUAAACAAACCGAUUAGUGUGGAAACCUGGAUAUUCCAAGUGAAAUCAAAUUAAAAUAAAAAAAAUGCUUUCAGUCUAGAUGUUUAACACAGGCAAAAUAAGCUGAUCCCUGGAGCCAGCAUUACACUUCAGCCAUCAACACCAGGCAGAAGGAUAUCUACAUCAUCAGAUGGAAGGAAACGCAAAUGGAUGGAGACGCAGAUUAAUCACAUUAGUUUAUUAUAAAGCUACGACUUAGUUGGUGCUUGUCUUGGCGAGAGUUCAAAUCGGCAUGAAGUUUUAACAUCUACUCUCAUGUAAUGGAUUUUUUUUUUUUAUAUACCUAUUGUUUCCCCAGAGCAGGACUGAUAUACACAUAUUAGACCCCCCAUAUUCAAACUACCAUACACAUAUUAGACCCCCAUAUUCAAACUGAUAUACACAUAUUAGACCCCCCAUAUUCAAACUGCCAUACACAUAUUAGACCCCCCAUAUUCAAACUGCCAUACACAUCUUAGACCCCCAUAUUCAAACUGCCAUACACAUAUUAGACCCCCAUAUUCAAACUACCAUACACAUAUUAGACCCCCAUAUUCAAACUACCAUACACAUAUUAGACCCCCCAUAUUCAAACUGCUAUACACAUCUUAGACCCCCAUAUUCAAACUACCAUACACAUAUUAGACCCCCAUAUUCAAACUGCCAUACACAUAUUAGACCCCCCAUAUUCAAACUGCCAUACACAUAUUAGACCCCCAUAUUCAAACUGCCAUACACAUAUUAGACCCCCCAUAUUCAAACUGCCAUACACAUAUUAGACCCCCAUAUUCAAACUGCCAUACACAUAUUAGACCCCCAUAUUCAAACUGCCA